Sphaerodactylus townsendi is the source of this 1489-nucleotide messenger RNA. RefSeq names its product RAB9A, member RAS oncogene family (gene RAB9A). The coding region runs from base 342 to 947 and encodes 201 amino acids. Gene Ontology annotation, cellular component: late endosome; lysosome; phagocytic vesicle. The transcript is spliced from 3 exons. Gene Ontology annotation, molecular function: GTP binding; GTPase activity. NCBI's taxonomy places the organism in Eukaryota, Metazoa, Chordata, Lepidosauria, Squamata, Sphaerodactylidae. Gene Ontology annotation, biological process: Rab protein signal transduction; retrograde transport, endosome to Golgi. The record is from RefSeq and is a predicted model, not a curated record.
AUCAGACUCCGCCUCUCUUAGCGCAGGCGCCGCCAUGUUGUUUUUCCCCCAGAGCCUCAGCCGCUCUUCUUGGGCAGUGGUGGCCGCGGGAGCCUCCGAGUCCGGCCUCCCCUUUCCCCGCCGCCCUUCUUGGGAAGGUCUGCUGCAUUGUCUGCACUACCCCAUCCUAUUUUGACAGUGUGUUCAGCAAGGCAGGACAGUAAGUUGCUGAUUUCCAUCAACAUAAACAUCAACUGUAGCUUUUUAAAGGACGAAGCAAAGAGGCUGAACGCACCUGGUGCUGGGUUCAUUCAUCUAAAUCACAUUAGAACUGGACAUCAAAAGGAUCUGUUCUUGAGACAAUGGCAUCAAAAUCGUCACUACUUAAAGUAAUCCUCCUAGGAGAUGGAGGAGUUGGGAAGAGUUCAAUUAUGAACAGAUAUGUCACAAACAAGUUUGAUACUCAGCUGUUCCACACAAUAGGGGUAGAAUUCUUAAAUAAAGACCUGGAAGUGGAUGGACACUUUGUUACAAUGCAGAUAUGGGACACUGCUGGUCAAGAGCGUUUCAGAAGCUUGCGGACUCCUUUCUACAGAGGCUCUGAUUGUUGUCUUCUUACUUUCAGCGUAGAUGACUCACAAAGCUUUCAAAAUCUAGGAAACUGGAAGAAGGAAUUUAUUUACUAUGCAGAUGUCAAAGAGCCCGAAACGUUUCCUUUUGUGAUACUGGGGAACAAAGUUGAUAUAAAUGAGAGGCAAGUGUCUACAGAGGAAGCUCAAGUCUGGUGCAGGAACAAUGGCAACCAUCCCUAUUUUGAAACCAGCGCAAAAGAUGCCACCAAUGUUGCAGCAGCCUUUGAAGAAGCUGUUCGACGAGUUCUUGCCACCGAUGAUAGAUCAGAUCAUUUGAUUCAAACAGAUACAAUAAAUCUUCAUCGGAAGCCCAAGACUAGUUCAUCAUGCUGUUGACUACUUUAUUUUAUUUCUUGGCCAUAUAGUUCUAACUUAAUGGGAUAAUAAUAGAUCAACAUUAGAAUGGGUGCCAAUCUAAUAUAUUAUAAUAUUCUACUGCUUUGCUGAUAGAGGAGAGCUUUUGUUCAAUAAGUGACCUAUUUGCUGAAUUAGCAGCAUCUGACAUCUGAGAAGGUACCCACUCAGAACUCAUUUAAUUUAAAUGUGUAAUUUGAGAAAUUCAUAAAUUAUACUAAAACUUGAAAGUUCUAGAAGCACUACUUGGAGGAGGUUUUGUUCAGAAAUUUACAUGCAGAAAUAAAUUUUUAUAUGUACAUAUAUAUUUUUACGAUAUCAUUAAUUGAUGUUUGCUUCACUAAAGCCUUUUCAUAAAGCAAUAAUACCGGGUAUUACAUGUGUGGUCUUGUUUCAGUUCUGAUCUUUAAUGUGCUUUUUAAAAUUCUGAGUUAAGAUGAAUUCCUUAAGGGCUUUUGGUGUUUGCCUGGUGUCACUAUACUGCUUGUAGAUUUUAAGUUAGGAAAUAAACCUGCAUACAUAGA